Molecule: messenger RNA, 1511 nt
Organism: Theobroma cacao (cacao)
Lineage: Eukaryota; Viridiplantae; Streptophyta; Magnoliopsida; Malvales; Malvaceae
Product: RING/U-box superfamily protein
Source: RefSeq, a predicted model, not a curated record
GUUAAACGACGGCGUUUUAAAGCGCUAUACACGCUGUACUGUUGCCGUUCGGACCACAGGUUGGUUUUUAUUUAUAAACAGAGUAUGGGGUAAAUUCCCCGAACUCGUCGAGGAAGAACAGAGAGAGAGAAAGAGAGAGACAGAGGGAAAUCCGAAAUCCUUUUUCUCUUCUUUUCUCUUUGGAUCUCUUCUCUGCUCCCGACGGUCCCCACCCUUUUCCUUUCUCCUCAAAUUCAGCUAACUUUUAAGGUUUGGUACAGUUAUUGCUGAUUGGAAAACGACCCAGAUUUUCCCGUCUAAGUAGUUAAGAGUUAGCUGCAGUGGUUAUUGAUUUAUUUGUGUUUUAUUGUUCUGUCACGAUGUGGGGUUUUGCUUCUAAUGCCAUUGCAAGCAUUGGGUUAAAGAGUACAAAAGAAGCGGAUAGAGCUUGUUCCGAGUGUUCGGACGAUGAGGUGUGCUCAUGUAGUAGAGAGGAAGGGUUGGAAUGCCCGAUUUGUUGGGAAUCUUUCAACAUUGUUGAGAAUGUGCCUUACGUCUUAUGGUGUGGUCACACCCUUUGCCAAAAUUGUAUCUUGGGGCUUCAGCCUGCUGUUUUGAAACUCCCCACUCAGCAAAUCAAGAUCCCUUUGUUCAUUUCUUGCCCGUGGUGCCACUUGAUAUCGCUCCGGCUGGUUUAUAAGGGGAAUCUCAAGUUCCCUCGCAAGAAUUUCUUCCUUCUAUGGAUGAUUGAGAGCUUAAAUGGGGAUAGGUAUGGCCUUGGGAGGAGAACUUCAUCUGGAUACAAUCAACCGGUUGGCUCUCCGAGAUGUAAUCUAAUGCUUGGAAAUCAAGCGACCAGUGGUGUCUUUAGGAGAGGGUCAUAUACUCAUCGUCCUGGACAACUCAGUUCUCAAGAUAAUGAUGGCAGAAAUAAUGUGGAGAGGCAUCAUUUCUCACUUCAUAAAUCGUUGGAUUUCUUCAUUCACUUUACAUCCAAGUUCCCAUUGGUCAUCAUAUUCCUUCUAAUUGUCUUCUUUGUAAUACCGGCGAGUGCUGUUAUCUUAGUACUCUACUUGCUGGUGACAGUUGUUUUCGCCAUCCCAUCUUUCUUGGUACUGUACUUUGCAUUCCCUAUGUUGGAUAGGCUGGUAAGAGAAAUAACCUCAUGAGAUGCUGCAUUCUCACUUCAAAGGUCUGAGGGAUUUAUGGCUCCGGAUGACUUCAAUCUCCAGAUGAAUUCAUCUAAUGGUGUAAUCCCUAAGCCGGCCUCGUCCUUCUUCCAAUGCUCUCCCCAAUGCUUUUAUUUGAAAUUUAGUAACUCCGUCGCUGGUAACAGGAUUUUUUAGCAUCCUGAAGCUUUCAGAUUAAUGUAUUGUUUCAAUGAUGGAGUAUGACUACAAAAAGUCUUCAAGGCUUGUUUUUAAAAUUGUGAUCAUGUCCUUGAAUUAGAUGCCAUUGAAGUGGCUGCUCACCUGUUGUACAAGCUGGAGUUCCCAAAAGAAUAUAAUGCAGUUAAUUGUGGUGUUUAUUUC